AUGGCCAAGUCUAAGAACGCCUCUCAGCACCACAACAGCCAGAAGGCUCACCGUAACGGGUGCCGAACCCGAUCGAGAUCAGAUCCAGCAAUGCAACAUAGCUCAGCCAACACCCCUCUGCGAUGGAUACUACGAAAUGAAACGAUGAGGAGCAGGCCGCUGACAUACUUGACUCGCAACAGUAUCAAGAAGCCUAAGACUCACCGUUACCCCUCCCUCAAGGGUGUUGACCCCAAGUUCCGCCGCAACCACCGUCACGCUCUUCACGGAACCAUGAAGGCUCUUAAGGAGCGCAAGGAGGGCAAGCGUGAGGUCGCAUAA
Messenger RNA from Aspergillus bombycis, 321 nucleotides. Its product is annotated as 60S ribosomal eL29 domain-containing protein. The transcript is spliced from 4 exons. Bases 1 to 321 code for a protein of 106 amino acids. Gene Ontology annotation, biological process: cytoplasmic translation. The record is from RefSeq and is a predicted model, not a curated record. Lineage: Eukaryota; Fungi; Ascomycota; Eurotiomycetes; Eurotiales; Aspergillaceae. Gene Ontology annotation, cellular component: cytosolic large ribosomal subunit; ribosome. Gene Ontology annotation, molecular function: structural constituent of ribosome.